AUGGAGUUAAUCUAGCUUGAAUUAGCAUUAUUUCCUUUAGUUUAAAGAAAAAUAAUCGAUAAAACUAUAGGAAGGAAAUUGAUUCUAAUUUUGUAAUGGGGUGAUAAGUAAUUUCUAGGUAUUGAAAAAAAGUAUGAAAAUGUACUUUCUUUAGGGGUCAAGUAAGUAGUAAGAAGAGAUAGAGGUAUGGAGACAUCCAAGAUUUUUAUAUCGGUACAAUGCGAUAGUAUAUGUAUUUAGAAUAGUAAAUGUUUCUUUAUAUUAAUGGAAUGAUCUUCAGCUUUGAGGGUGUUAGGCAUUUCAUAACACUUAAAAGAUAGUGAAGAUGUACUUUCAAAAAGGUCAAUUGUAGUGGUUGAAUAAAGUCUCUAAUCAUAAAUGAUAGAGAGUAUCACUGGUAAUCUUAUUGUUUACGCUCCAUCAAAAAUGGUGUGA
Messenger RNA from Paramecium pentaurelia, 435 nucleotides. The record is from the annotation of a GenBank genome assembly. NCBI's taxonomy places the organism in Eukaryota, Ciliophora, Oligohymenophorea, Peniculida, Parameciidae.